Cladophialophora carrionii CBS 160.54 is the source of this 690-nucleotide messenger RNA. RefSeq lists its product as uncharacterized. The coding region runs from base 1 to 690 and encodes 229 amino acids. Lineage: Eukaryota; Fungi; Ascomycota; Eurotiomycetes; Chaetothyriales; Herpotrichiellaceae. The record is from RefSeq and is a predicted model, not a curated record. The transcript is spliced from 2 exons.
AUGUACGCGAAGCCUUUGCGAACGUCGUUGAAGGUGCUGAAGAAUGCCGGCGUGGACUGUGUGAUUGUGGGCGAACUUGCACUUAGCUACUACAAUGUUGGCUGUGUGCUGCAUGACAUCGAGGUAUGCGUGUCCAGCUCGAAGCUCAGCAGCGCGGAGCAAGCAUUGGACUCUUCUCCUCUCUUCCGAAGAGUGCCACCAAGCAGCCCUGGUGCGCAUGCUGAAUACACAAGGGGAUGCCCUCGGUUUGUAGAAAAGUACGCAGACGAGCCCCAGAUUGUACUACUCAGCGAUGAGAAAAUCGAGAAGCCGGAUGCCCUUGGUCAAGAGGCUCACGGCAGAGACGCCUAUUACAGCCUCGAAAUCCUCGACUAUCUCACUGGCGAAGAUAUAACACAGACGCCGAUACCCACGCUUCCGUCGCUUCUGCGCUACUUGUGUCUGCUCUCCUUUAGUAGCGGGGAUCCUGUGCAUAGGACUCGCAUGGAGCAACUUGUUGAUGGGAUGAAUAUCGACAAUGAAUGGUGCAAGGAGAACUUACCAGAUCAUCUCCAUGCUCAGUACGUCAUGAACCUGGUGGACGGCAAGAGGGACAGGAUGGGCGACUCUUCUGGAAACUUCGUAACACGCUACAUCGCUGCUCUGCAGAUGGCUGAGAGCGUUACUCGCAUUCCAGGUUACAGAAUCUAA